Acipenser ruthenus (sterlet) is the source of this 2266-nucleotide messenger RNA. RefSeq names its product probable cytosolic iron-sulfur protein assembly protein CIAO1. The coding region runs from base 246 to 1259 and encodes 337 amino acids. NCBI's taxonomy places the organism in Eukaryota, Metazoa, Chordata, Actinopteri, Acipenseriformes, Acipenseridae. The transcript has 7 exons. Gene Ontology annotation, biological process: iron-sulfur cluster assembly. Gene Ontology annotation, molecular function: protein binding. Gene Ontology annotation, cellular component: cytosolic [4Fe-4S] assembly targeting complex. The record is from RefSeq and is a predicted model, not a curated record.
UGCAGUUAUCUGUACCGUGCAUGCGAGGAAGAGGACAUAAUUGCAUGGUGUCUGCUUAAAAGAAAGCACCAGAAAACGUUCUAUUUUAUUUUGUUUGCCAUCAAAAGAUAGUGUUUACAAAGUUUACAUUUGAGCGUAGAGAAACAGAUUGGUGCAUCAGUUGUGCUGUGGCUCCUAAGUAUUUUUGACAUUUUUUACUUUUAAUAUCCCUGGUGUCAAGUUUUUUCUACUAGUGCUAGUUGGAUAUGAAGGAUUCGCUGAAGCUGGUGUCGAAGUUCACUGCGCACCCAGACUCGAGGUGCUGGUUCGUGGCUUGGAACCCCAAAGGAACUUUGCUGGCUUCUUCGGGAGGGGACCGGUCCAUUCGCAUAUGGGGGCGAGAGGGUGACUCGUGGGUGUGUAAGUCGGUCCUGGAGGAGGGUCACCAGCGGACGGUGCGGAAGGUGGCUUGGUCUCCCUGCGGGAACUACCUCGCCUCGGCCAGCUUCGACGCCACCACCUGCAUCUGGAGGAAGAAGCAAGACGACUUUGAGUGCGUGACCACUCUGGAAGGGCAUGAAAACGAAGUGAAGUGCGUGGCCUGGGCCCCCUCCGGGAACCUGCUGGCCACCUGCAGCCGAGACAAGAGCGUCUGGGUUUGGGAAGUGGACGAGGAGGAUGAGUACGAGUGUGUCAGUGUGGUGAACUCGCACACGCAGGACGUCAAGCAUGUCGUCUGGCACCCAAACCAGGAAAUCCUGGCUUCAGCCAGCUAUGACAACUCAGUGAAGCUGUACAAGGAGGAUGAUGAUGACUGGGUGUGCCGGGACACCCUGGAGGGUCACGAGUCAACGGUGUGGAGCGUGGACUUCGACAAGAGCGGCCAGAGACUGGCCUCCUGCAGCGACGACAAGACUGUGAAGAUCUGGAGGGAGUACGAGCCUGGGAACGAGCAAGGUGUGGUGUGUAACGGCACAGCCCCAACCUGGAAGUGUAUCUGCACCCUGUCUGGCUUCCACUCCCGCAGCAUCUACGACAUCUCCUGGUGUCACCUGUCCGGCGCCAUGGCGACAGCAUGCGGGGACGAUGCCAUCCGGGUGUUUGAGGAGGACACGACCUCUGACCCCCACCAGCCCACCUUCUCCCUGGCCGCCCACGUCCCCAAAGCCCACGAUCAGGAUGUGAACUGCGUGUCCUGGAACCCCAAAGAAGUGGGGUUGCUGGCCUCCUGCAGCGAUGACGGGGACAUUGGCAUCUGGAGCUACCAGCCACAGCACUGAGGAGGCAGCAGCAGAGGGAGAGAGCAUUGGGGACUGUGGCUGGCCAUGUACAGCAGAGCGAUAUCAGGAGGGUGCAGCUGCAUGGAAAUAUCCCAUGUUUAGGGCUUGAAGUUUUCACGUUUUAUUUUUGAUCACAUGACGUCCCUUUAAACUUAUUUUGAGCAGAUUCUGUUUCCUGAUUAAACUCAGAAAAACCUAUUAAUUACAAAACAAUGUAACUUGUUUUUAUCUUCGUAUCCUGAUCCUGUUUCGCUUAUUUUUUUAUUUUAAACAGACAAAUUACGUUAAUUGCUCAUCGCUGAUCCUAAUUGCAUUUAAUUCUUGCAGUCGCCUAGUUUAUCAUUGUGCUUUUGUUAUUUUCACUCGUUUAACAGAGUUGUCCAGACAGAUUUUCUUUUCAGCAUAAAAUACCCAGUGCAGUGUGUACACUGACAGCAAGUCCAUCAUUUAAAAUCUCCUUGAUUUGUGGCAAAGAUAAAAAAGAAUCUUAAACCCAGUCCUUAAUUAGUAGUUUUCUCUUUAUUAGGGUGUAGAUACAUCUUCACAACUACUAACAUUUAAAGUGAGGUAGAGAUUUGGAAAAUAAAAACCGAAAAGUUCAAGCUCUACCCAUGUUAGAAAAUCAGCAAGAAUUUGGCAAUAGAUGGAAGCAGUUCAAUUCACCAGCCUGUCCCAGUGUUGUUAUGAUCUGAAUGCUCACACGUUUUUUCCAUUUGGCUUUUGGGAUGCUGUCACUCUGUUAAAUGCAAGAAAACAAACCAGUUCUUCAGUAACAGUGAAAUGUGUGUCAGGUUUGAUGCCCUUGGGAAUUCGAGGGUGAAUAUUCUAGCAGAUUCACUGUUUUUGUAACAUUUUGCACAGGUGCCUACAGAAUGAAACUCAUAGGACUGAAAGAUAAAUAUCCCAAUUGUUACAGUACUGGAUGCAAGUCCACUUUCUGUAAAUAUCUGUAGAAUGUAAGUUGGCUAUUAACAAUAUAAAUGGUAUAAAACAAACUAUUAAUGCUA